GCUUGGAAAAGUCGGAAGAAAUGUCAGUUAGUAAGUGGAAAUCACCGGAAAAACUACACAUCGCGGCAGAUAGGGCGGCAGAAAAGCGCUAAUAUACCGCAAACAGGCUAUUACCAAGAGCGGAAUGCUGAUAAUAAUAACAAUAACAAAAGCUCAUCCCGCAAACACAUAAUAUAAAAACACAAAAAAUAAGCGAAAAAAACAAAAACUAAAAACAAACAAAAUCGCGCGUUUAAUUAACGAACAACGACGUUGGCAGCGCAGUCGACGUCGAAGUCGCCAUCGCCAUCGCGUGGCGGGUGCUUGGGUGUGUGGGUGUUUAUGUGUGACAGUGACAGUGUGUGUGCCUGUGCCUGUGUCUGUGUGCGGCGGAUAUAAAACUGCAAUUGAUUGCAAUUUCGGCGGCAUUUGCAAGUCGGCAAGCCGGCGAAGAACACAAAACCAAGAAAUCAAUAACAAAACAAAAAGCUGAAUAUAAAAAACAUCAACAAAAAAAAGCAACAACAACACACUAACAACGAAAUCAACAGCAACAAAAUAAAAGAAAAAAACAACAAAAUAGCCAAAACGGUUCGUCGAGUCAAAUGUGAAUGUAAUUUGAAGAAUUCCCAUUCAGCGAUCCGAUGUAGCCAGUCCGAAGUAAUAAAAAUAUACGAAAAUGCAACCAUUCCGUUCCGUGCCGUGCUAAUGCAAAAAGUAUACGAUUCCAAAGCGAUAAAUAUUUAAAUAUUUAACUGAAAGUGGAGUAACAAUUUUACAAAUAUCUAAUCUUGAUAAUAAGAGUCUUAAAGUGGAGAGAAUCUAAGGACAUUUUCUACAGGCAUUUGUUAUUUGGAAAAAAAACAAAAAAAUUAAGGAAGAGCGAAGCCUUUAAGCCACCUAAGAACAGGAAUAAGCGGCAAGUCUUCAAAACAACUUUGCAGAGCCCAUGUUGUCUUCUGUCUAGUUUAUAGAGUGCUCCCUCAAAAGACGUGAGCGGAUUUGUAUGAAACAGAUAUUCAACCAGAAAGAAGCUAAGCCAACGGAAUGGAAAAAAUGCUAGGCCAUGCCGUUUAUCGAGCGUUGACAAUUUGACGCUGAGCUGUGUCUGGAAGAACACACUUCUCCGGCUCUCGAGGCGCCUCCACGUGGAGUGGCAAGGUGCAACUGCAGAGAAGGAGGGAGAAGGAAGGCCAUCUGCCCAAGCAGGCCCCCAAGUGGGCACUAAUUUAGCCAAGCAGCGAAUUGCAGCAAAAUCCCCACAAACGCACAAAAUGAGACACAAUCGUCUGAAGGAUCUGGGACUGGCGUUCCAGUUCAUCCUCAUCCUGGCAUCCUGCCGAGCCGAUGGGCCGCAGCACAGUUCGGACCAUGGCAUGGGCAUGGGAAUGGGGGGGCAUGGAUUGGAUGCGAGUCCAGCGCCAGGAUACGGAGUACCAGCCAUUCCCAAGGAUCCGACAUCCCGAUGCGAGGAGAUCACCAUACCGAUGUGCCGCGGCAUCGGCUACAACAUGACAUCCUUUCCGAAUGAAAUGAACCACGAGACGCAGGACGAGGCUGGCCUGGAGGUGCACCAGUUCUGGCCCCUGGUGGAGAUCAAGUGCUCCCCGGAUCUCAAGUUCUUCCUGUGCAGCAUGUACACUCCCAUUUGCCUGGAGGAGUACCACAAGCCCCUGCCCGUCUGCCGGAGUGUCUGCGAACGAGCCCGUUCCGGAUGCGCGCCCAUCAUGCAGCAGUACAGCUUCGAGUGGCCGGAGAGGAUGGCCUGCGAGCACCUGCCCAUCCACGGUGAUCCGGACAACCUUUGCAUGGAACAGCCGUCCUACACGGAGGCGGGAAGUGGCAGCGGCUCGGGCGGAUCGGGUGGAAGUGGCAGUGGUGGCAGCGGAAGCUCCAAGGGCAAGGGCAAGCAGGGCGGUAGCUCUGGAGGCUCCGGAUCCGGCGGAUCGGGCUCUGGAACGAGCAACAAGUGCCGCGGACGCAAUUCAAAAAACUGCCAAAAUCCCCAAGGAGAAAAGGCAAGCGGAAAAGAGUGCAGUUGCUCGUGCCGCUCCCCACUCAUCUUCCUGGGGAAGGAGCAGCUCAUGCAGCAGCAGUCGCAGUCCCCAAUGAUGCAUCAUCCCCACCACUGGUACAUGAACCUCACUGUCCAAAGGAUCGCCGGCGUUCCAAACUGCGGCAUACCGUGCAAGGGACCGUUCUUCAGCAACGACGAAAAGGACUUCGCCGGCCUCUGGAUAGCUCUGUGGUCGGGUCUAUGCUUCUGCAGCACCCUCAUGACCCUAACCACAUUCAUCAUCGACACCGAAAGGUUUAAGUACCCGGAACGGCCCAUUGUCUUCCUCUCGGCCUGCUACUUCAUGGUGGCAGUGGGUUAUCUCUCGAGGAACUUCCUGCAGAACGAGGAGAUUGCCUGCGAUGGCCUACUGCUCAGGGAGAGCUCCACCGGGCCGCACUCGUGUACUCUGGUCUUCCUGCUGACCUACUUCUUCGGCAUGGCCUCCUCCAUCUGGUGGGUGAUCCUGAGCUUCACCUGGUUCCUGGCCGCCGGCCUGAAGUGGGGCAACGAGGCCAUUACCAAGCACUCCCAGUACUUCCACUUGGCUGCCUGGCUCAUUCCCACUGUCCAGUCGGUGGCUGUGCUCCUCUUAUCCGCCGUUGAUGGAGAUCCCAUUCUGGGCAUCUGCUACGUGGGCAACCUCAACCCGGACCACCUGAAGACCUUCGUGCUGGCACCGCUCUUUGUUUACCUCGUAAUUGGCACCACCUUCCUGAUGGCCGGCUUCGUGUCCCUGUUCAGGAUACGCUCGGUGAUCAAGCAGCAGGGCGGCGUGGGAGCCGGCGUCAAGGCGGACAAACUGGAGAAGCUAAUGAUCCGCAUUGGAAUCUUCUCGGUGCUCUACACGGUCCCAGCCACCAUCGUGAUCGGUUGCUAUCUGUACGAGGCUGCCUACUUCGAGGACUGGAUCAAGGCCCUGGCCUGUCCAUGUGCCCAGGUGAAAGGACCCGGCAAGAAGCCCCUCUACUCCGUGCUGAUGCUCAAAUACUUCAUGGCUCUGGCGGUGGGCAUCACCUCCGGCGUGUGGAUCUGGUCGGGUAAGACCCUGGAGAGCUGGCGGCGCUUCUGGAGGAGACUUUUCGGGGCGCCCGAUCGCACCGGUGCCAAUCAGGCGUUGAUUAAGCAACGUCCACCCAUCCCGCAUCCAUAUGCCGGCUCUGGAAUGGGAAUGCCGGUUGGAUCGGCGGCAGGAUCUCUAUUAGCCACUCCCUAUACCCAGGCGGGUGGUGCCUCGGUGGCCUCCACCAGCCACCACCACCUGCACCACCAUGUUCUCAAGCAGCCAGCGGCCAGCCAUGUAUGACAUGGAGAGUCGGGGGGAGCAUCCACCAUGGGCGGCGGCGGCGGGGGCGGCGGCAGUACCAUCGGCGGCGGCACCCUGGGCGGUGGCAGCAUUUUAGGCGGCCACGCCGGCACAGCGAUGAGCGGCAGCACGGUCGGCAUGGGCGCUCCUCCCGGCACCCUGAUGCACGGAGCCAACGGCGGAAAUCCCGGUGGCAAUGUCUACGGCAAUGGCAAUGGCGGUGUGGGUGUAGGUGGCGGCGGUGGUCAGAACACCGCCCCAGGUUCGGUUAUCGAUCAGCGAGCUGUCUCCGUAGUGGUUACCCUACCGGGCGGACCGGGUGCCCAGCAUCCGGGGCAGGCGCUGAGCGACUACGGUCCCAUAUAGUUAAUGGUACGCCCGGACACCGCGCACUGGGUCUCGACGAGCAGCUUCAGUCAGCUGUAGCCGCUCUCCUUCCUCGCCAAAGAAGAAUCAGACGAAGAAUCGCUAGAAUCCCACGCCCGGCCUCUGCACUCUCACUCGCACUCUUAGGCUCUCACUCGCACACCUAUUUGUACACCCACUCUAUCUCUAGCAAAGGUUUGAAGCCAUGCCAUAUUAAUUCAUGUAGCCGUAGUUUUUUCAUUGAGUGGAAAAAGGUCCUGUUUCUGUUUGCCUACAUUUAAAUUUUCAAGAAAUAAUUCUCAAGAUUUUAAACAUUAGACUCUUCUGAAGAAUUCUAUAUAAUAGUGUGAGUAAAAACAGGACCUGAACAGCAUUAGAGAUUGUGGUAAAGAACCAUUCUGCAUACAAGAUUCUAGUCGAAAAACAAACCUUUGCCUUCAAAAAGCAGAUGAGCCAACGAGCAUAAGGUCGUGGCCAAAAAUGGGUUUAAAUUCCAAGUCCCAGAUAUAGAUACGCGAUCGAAUCCAGUUGAAGUGCGUUUGUUCCACCCGCCAUUAACUGCUUUACUAUCUACUUAUAUUUAUAAAGCACAUAUUUUUUUUUGUUGUUACUACUUUAUCCUUCCACAAAUACUUUCCUCCACGAAAUAGACUGAGAAAUGCAAAAACCAAUUAAGUAGCCGCCACGUAAACCACUCAAAAAACAAAAAAAAUACGAAAAAAUCAAAGUAUAGAGCGGAAUCUGCCCACACUGCCAAGUCAGAGCCACGAGCCAUAUUUCGAAAUUACAACUAACUUUUAAUCAAACUAACUACACUAUUAACCUUAACCUAAACGUAAACAUUAAAUAUUACAAAAUAAACAAAAAGAAAAAUCAAAUAAACACUUCGAAUGCCCGUAGAAAGUUAGUUGCGAUUUUAGGGUUAUCGCAUUAUCAAAGAACAGGCGGUCAGUGUUGCCAGAUACCAUUUGUAAAUUAUUUAAUCUAUCCUAAGGCAUUAUCAAAACACUAAUUUUUGUAAAUAUUUUCAAAACGCGCCUAGUUUGUAAACGACGACUUUAUUUGUUCAGAGAUGAGAUGAAGAACCCUGGAAACUAAAAUAGAAAUUUAAAUAUAGUAACUUGCAUUUCAGAAUCAAAGGCAACUCUGCAUUUAAGCUCAAAAAUUGAAUUUAAUUUUUUUAUAUAAAUAAAUCCCAAAAUCGAGAAACACUACCAAAAUUUCCUGCCCUUUUCCCCCAUAAAGUUAAAAUGAAGAAAUGAAAAUUGCCAACUUUAGCAGCCGAAGCAGGGCAUUUUUUUGCAUUUAUAAAAGAAGCAAAAAGAAAAAUUGUAUAAAGCUAAAACACUUAUAUAAGAGUAUUAAAUUAAAUGUAAUCUUAGUUUUAAACAAACGCAAAAACCAGAAAAAAAACAAACAAACAAAAACGGAAAACGAAAGCAAAACAAAAUAUCUAUCAAGCAUUAAAAACUAUUGUAUUUAAAUUUAAUAUUUAUAUUACAUGGUAAAAGCAACAAUUUAACUGUUAGCAUUUCAAACCAUUUCACAUACGAAACAAAACGAAAAAAAGGAUGAACUUUAUAUUAUAAAUUAUAUGAUAUAGCAACAACUAUGUGUGUAAUGUUUUUAGCAACUAUAACUAUUUCUAUAAACAAAACGAAAAAUAUGCGAAUGCUGUAAUAAAAACAAUAUACAAAAUA
Drosophila ananassae is the source of this 5407-nucleotide messenger RNA. Its product is annotated as frizzled-2. Gene Ontology annotation, biological process: canonical Wnt signaling pathway; non-canonical Wnt signaling pathway. Gene Ontology annotation, cellular component: plasma membrane. Gene Ontology annotation, molecular function: Wnt-protein binding; Wnt receptor activity. Lineage: Eukaryota; Metazoa; Arthropoda; Insecta; Diptera; Drosophilidae. The transcript is spliced from 7 exons. The coding region runs from base 1254 to 3341 and encodes 695 amino acids. The record is from RefSeq and is a predicted model, not a curated record.